Molecule: messenger RNA, 891 nt
Organism: Penicillium griseofulvum
Lineage: Eukaryota; Fungi; Ascomycota; Eurotiomycetes; Eurotiales; Aspergillaceae
Product: ankyrin repeat domain-containing protein
Exons: 2
Coding region: 1-891 (296 amino acids)
Molecular function (GO): protein binding
Source: RefSeq, a predicted model, not a curated record
AUGCAAGACAUGGAUAUCUCAAGCUUGGUUGUUGGGAGUCCGCCCCCUAUCUUCGACCCUAAUUACAAUCUACCACCACCUUGGGAGUUUGAACACCUCAAAGAAGCUAGCGAGUCUGGAGAUAUAGAUCAAGUCCGAAAACUCUCAAAAUCUGACAAAUUAUCCACAAAUGACUUGGUUUAUGCCUUGACCUUAGCACAGCAGCAUGGCCAUAUGAAUGUGGCUGCUUACCUUCUAGACUGUGGUGUUCCUGUACAGAAUUACCACGUCGAGAGUGCUAUUCUCUCGACGGAUUAUCAGUUCCUUAGGCUAUUUCUUGCCAACAGCUAUGACAUCAACGAGCCAAUUACCUGGAACACACCUUCACUACUUAUACGGUCAUUUCACAACCAGGAGCUUUGCGAGUGGCUACUCGAACAUGGCGCAGAUCCAAACGUCCGGUGCGCUCUUGAUAUUACUCCUCUUUCUAUCGCAGUUCAGGAAGCCCCAUUUGAUGUUAUAAAACUGCUUUUUAAACACAAGAGCUCUAUUGAAUAUGGACAGUUGUUGCAUUAUGCCGUGCGGAGAAAUACUCCAGAUUAUCUUGAGGUCCUAAACUUCAUUCUCGAUAAACAUCCGUCCAUCAACCAAGUGAUGUUUGAGAAUAAUCCUACCUCCUACGAUCUACAAAAGCCGUUUGGAAUCGGAACUCGUCUCCAUGAGGCUGUUGAACUGGGUAAAGUAGAUGUGGUCGAGACUCUUCUCGCCAGGGGUGCUGAUCCAGCUGUUCGAGAUGCAAGAGGGGAAUCGGCCGUUGACAAAGCUGAGCGUAAUGGCAUAUCAGCAAUUGUUGAUCGUCUUCGGCACCGGGGUUCGGUUGCUAGUGAGUCAGAUCAGUGCCAUUCUGUCUAG